GCAAGAAUCCAGAAUGCCAAGCAAUGCAUAGAGUGUGGCCUUUGAGUGAUGGUCUUUUUAAUAUUAAUGACAAGGUCUUGCUUGCAUUGGAGAUUUUGGUGGAAUGGAGAGAGCUGUUCAAGAGAGGAGUGCCAGUCAAAGUAUUUGUUGAAAGUACAAUCAGAUCAUGGUGCGCGACGACAUGUUCUAAUAAUCAGACAUUAUUUCUCUUUGAGGAUGUCAUUCCGUCAAGCGGUCAACAAAGGUACUUGGUGGAGCUACUGUACAAUGGGUUUUACUGUUUCGAGGCUAUCACAGAAAGAUCAUUAGAUGACGUUAUCUGUGGUGUCUGUGGAGUUGCAGGAGAGGUAUAUUGCGGCGAUGGAAAUGAAAAGAACUGCUGUGAUCUGAGUUGUGUUAACUUCAAUAAUUCCUCCUCAAAUAAUGAGUGUGAGCCUGUUUCUUUGGAAGACUUCCUGAUGAGAAUAAAAAAAUACUGGGUGGAGAAAACCACAUACACAAAAACAGAAUUAGAUGAUGGUAAGGUCGAUGCCGCAACAGUACCUCCUAUCAUUGCUCCAUCCGCUAGAGCAGAGAAAGUGUAUAACACGGAGAUGCAGAAGAGGAGUGUGUAUUUGAAGCCAAGAAAAGAAAUAAACGGUGACCCUGGAGUUUUACAUGCACUGAUGAAGUCGAAGAAUCUUGACAUGAACGAUAUCGAUUCAUGGAAUGCUGAUUCUCUCCGUGCCGUAUGUCAGGCUUCUGGCAUAAAUGUUGCUGGCAUGUCAAACGGUCUAAUGGUUGCUGAGCUUCGAUCGUUGUAUGCAACAUUGUUGGUUGGCAUCUCUCCAUGUCACGAAUUCACAAAAGUUAUCGGACAUACUGGGGGAUUCUAUCAUUUUGUUUGCCGCCAUGGGACAACUGUUGGAUCAAAGUUCUUGAUGCUUCAAGAGUCUGUUCGGGAUGCAGCAGACAUAUAUCUUUCCCUGAAAUACCCACCGUCGCUUUUCGUGAAUGAUACACCAUGCACGUUUUCAAGGCAUCUUGAUAUUCGAGCGCCGAAUGUCACAAAAUAUCUUUGGGGAGAUAACGUUGGAUGUUUCGAACCACCAAGCUUAGACAAAUGUCCAUCCCAGGUUAGCGUACCUCACCUUGUACCGCUGGAAUUUCAAUCUAGUAGAAUGGGAUAUAAGGACGAGAAAGAGCUUCAAGAGUGGGAACACCCUGUGACUGGUCAUACACAUCGCUAUGUUGUAGGGGAUAGAUUUCACUCCUCAACAAAUCCCCACAAAUCGCCUCUAUGCAGAUUUCAUGACUUGAAUUUAUGUGAACAGAAGAAUGCCAUUAAAACGAGUUAUCAGGAGAGCGAAAACAAUAGAAAAAAUUUUUUACGCCUUAGAAGCUCCACGAUGCAAAAAUUUUUGGUUCAUUUUCAUUACAAUUACCUAAUGGACUACUACCACAACGAGAAGAUUGUGGAAGAUCUAACCACCAAGAUGCUCGGUCGUGUAAGAGAAGAUGAAAAAUUAGUCAGAGGCCCAUACCAUAAACUUGUUGUUGAAGAAAAAUAAGGUGCGCCGCAUAUUAUGUAAUGUAUAGCGUUUUAACGUUUCUGCCAAAGGUUAUAUGUCAGAGAGGAGCACACAAUAUGAACAAGUGGCAGUUUCAUACAUCUUAAAACUGCCAAUUCUCUAUUUCCGCUGUUUGGAUCUCUUUCCCUUUAUUUGUUCAGUACAUUUUUCGCUGCAGAACCACUUCUGUCUUUUUGGCGGAAUCUUCUCUAAAUUCGUACAUUUCCUGAAAUAUAAAUAAAGAUUAUUAUAAGUAAUAGCAUGGCAUUACGGAAGGUCGAUAAGUGAUUAAAUGUAACACAAAAGCCGAGAGAGCCUGAAAUAUAAAUAAAGAUUAUUAUAAGCUAAUUACUAUGGUACCUGUCAACACAGAAUAAACAUAUAGGGAGUUAG
Molecule: messenger RNA, 1943 nt
Organism: Dendronephthya gigantea
Lineage: Eukaryota; Metazoa; Cnidaria; Anthozoa; Malacalcyonacea; Nephtheidae
Product: HMG domain-containing protein 3-like
Exons: 8
Coding region: 24-1550 (508 amino acids)
Source: RefSeq, a predicted model, not a curated record